Messenger RNA from Scatophagus argus, 1836 nucleotides. RefSeq names its product tumor protein D52 (gene tpd52). The record is from RefSeq and is a predicted model, not a curated record. Gene Ontology annotation, biological process: B cell differentiation. Gene Ontology annotation, cellular component: cytoplasm. Bases 266 to 949 code for a protein of 227 amino acids. NCBI's taxonomy places the organism in Eukaryota, Metazoa, Chordata, Actinopteri, Scatophagidae. The transcript has 6 exons.
GCGCUGUACUUUGGCUCUGACCUCCCGACUACCUGAAAGACAAUACAAAACCUCCUCAUUCGUACACACAGACACACACACACACACACACUUAUCUGUCUGUCACGCACACCAGAGUCCAGGACGCCGUACACAAGGAGUCACAGAGCCAGCACGCGUCAGGAUCACAUGCGGACAAUCAGCACUUGGCUGUUUUUGCUUAGGUAGUGGAGGUGGUGGAGAGUUGGUGUUCACUCCGACAAACAGCACACUACAGGUCGUAAGCAUGGAGCCCCUGGAGGAGUACCACUCUCCGUUUGACUUUGAGCAAGGAGUCAACACCAACUACCUCUACCUCUCCCCGGCCUACAGCGACACGCCGCCCAGCUCGCCAACUGUCAAAACCAGAGGUUCCCAGCAGCAUCCGGACCCAGUCCCAGAGAUGGGAGAAGAUGCAAUGACGUCCGUCGGUCCCUCUUCCCCUCCCCCCACCAUGACAGAGGAGGAGCGGCAGGAGCUGCAGGAGGAGUUGGUCAAGGUUGAGGAUGAGAUCCAGACUCUGUCCCAGGUGCUGAUGGCCAAGGAGAAGCGGGUGGCGGACAUUAAGAGGAAGCUUGGCAUCACACCUCUCAACGAGCUGAAACAAAACAUCACCAAAACCUGGCAAGAAGUCACCACCUCCACCGCCUAUAGGAGGACAUCUGAAACGCUGUCUCAGGCGAGUCUGAAGGCUACAGCUGCGUUCUCCAAUGUGGGUUCUGCCAUCAGCAGAAAACUCGAGGAUGUCAGGAACGCGCCAACUUUCAAGUCAUUUGAGGGGAGAAUGGAGACGUUUAAGGGCAAGACCAAGAUGAGUCCAUCAGCAUCCACCACUAACCCUGACAACCAGGACGGCGGCGGCGGCCCUGCCUCUGAGUCUUUGCUCAGUCAGCCUGAAGACUUGCCCUCCCAGGAGGCGCCGAUGAACUAAGACCUGACCUCCCAGCCGCCCCUCCUCACUUGACCCUCUGACCCCGGGACCAUCAACACUUGCCCCCUAAACUUUUGUGUGUCAGUCUCCCUUUAUUGAAAACAAAUGACUUACCACAGCCUUCCUUGUGAUCUGAUUGUCUGGUCCUUUUUGUCUGACACGUGCGCUCACUUGUUAACCAGUGUGGGUACUGAAAACGUGGGACGGGUGCAGGCAUGUGGUCUCGUGCCGAUCGUAUGUUCUUGAGUCUAUCCUGACUCGCUGUGAGAGAAAUCCCCCCCCCCUGCUGUGCUGCUUUGCUUUUCCUCCUGCACUCCUUACUUCUCUGCCUUUGUCUAAGCAGCAAAGCUCAGAUGCCAAACGUGUUCAUAGUUAAUUUGGUUCUUUAUCAAAUUGACACCGUUUCACAUUUUAUGUUUGCUUGAGUAGAAAAUUGCACAAAUGUAGAAAGAUUUAUACAUGUAGAAAGUUGAGUAGAAAAGGGUUUACACAGAGCUUUGUUCUUUUUAUGUGAACCAGGCAGAUGUUGGCUUGUUGCUUUUGCAUGGCCCUUAUUAUAUGUUGGAGUUACUGUUAAGCACUAGUUUUGUCUGGCUCCAUUUUGGGGCCAUUCUUGGUUUACUAUGGGUUUCCAUUGUGGGGCCGAUGUGAUUUCUGUCUCCUCGUUAUAUGAAUUUUAGGAAACCACACAAUCUAAAAUUAGUCUAACACUGUUCAGAGUAUGAAUGUAUGCCUUUUUGUGUCGUCUGGAUGCAACACUUUGUAUAAUUUAACCCACAGUAGUGAGCUACUGAUUCAGUGUGUCACGACUGCAGCCCCCUUGGCUCCAAAGCUGGAAUUUCAAAGCACACUUCAGAAUAAAAACCAUCCCUUUUUUCCAUUGUUAA